AUGGCUAGAAAGAAAGUGAAAAUAGCCUAUAUCAUCAACAAUUCAGCCAGAAAAGCUACAUUCAAUAAAAGAAAGAAGAGUAUGAUGAAGAAGUUGGGCGAACUUAGCAUUCUUUGUGGAGUCGAUGCAUGUGCUAUAGUUUAUAGCCCAUUUGACUCUCAAGUUGAAGUUUGGUCUUCCCAAUCAAUGGUUGAAAAUGUUCUAGAAAAAUUCAAGAAUUUGCCUGUGAUAGAGAAGAGCAGGAAGAUGUUGAGCCAGGAAACCUAUCUGAUUAGGAUGAUCUUUAAAGAAAAUGAACAGUUAAAGAAAGUGAGAAGAAAAAAUCGUGAGAACGAAAUGAAAGCUGUAUUGUUUCAGAGUCUCACAACAGGACUUCCUCAAUUUCAGAAUCUGAAGUUGAUGGAUAUGGAUGUUCUUGGGCGGCUUAUCAACAAUAAAUUGAAUGAUGUUGAUAACAAAGGAAAGACUCUUGGUGAGAAGGUGACUGGGAACCAAAAUCAAGACCAAUAA
This is a messenger RNA of Fragaria vesca subsp. vesca, 510 nucleotides long. Its product is annotated as agamous-like MADS-box protein AGL80-like. Bases 1 to 510 code for a protein of 169 amino acids. Gene Ontology annotation, biological process: positive regulation of transcription by RNA polymerase II. The transcript has a single exon. The record is from RefSeq and is a predicted model, not a curated record. Gene Ontology annotation, molecular function: protein dimerization activity; DNA-binding transcription factor activity, RNA polymerase II-specific; RNA polymerase II cis-regulatory region sequence-specific DNA binding. Lineage: Eukaryota; Viridiplantae; Streptophyta; Magnoliopsida; Rosales; Rosaceae.